AUGGGCCAAAUAUUUGGCGCGGUGUCUUUUUGCAUCGAUAAAUCGGCGUGGGACUGCAGAAAACUGCGAGAUAUCAACGAGAAGUGUUGCUCUGACAAUCCCCAGUCCGAGCCCAAGUCGCGUCGCGAUAAAGACGAAUUGAGCGACUUCAUGGACAAUGGAGCCAUCUCAUCCUACUCCGCUUUGAUGAUGGAGAUCGCAAUAGACGCGAAGCCCCUUGGUGGAAACCGAGGG
Molecule: messenger RNA, 234 nt
Organism: Mesorhabditis spiculigera
Lineage: Eukaryota; Metazoa; Nematoda; Chromadorea; Rhabditida; Rhabditidae
Source: the annotation of a GenBank genome assembly